Penaeus indicus is the source of this 3771-nucleotide messenger RNA. RefSeq names its product bumetanide-sensitive sodium-(potassium)-chloride cotransporter-like. The coding region runs from base 1 to 3771 and encodes 1256 amino acids. Gene Ontology annotation, cellular component: membrane. The transcript is spliced from 27 exons. The record is from RefSeq and is a predicted model, not a curated record. Gene Ontology annotation, molecular function: sodium:potassium:chloride symporter activity. Lineage: Eukaryota; Metazoa; Arthropoda; Malacostraca; Decapoda; Penaeidae. Gene Ontology annotation, biological process: chloride ion homeostasis; potassium ion homeostasis; sodium ion homeostasis.
AUGGUCCUGAAUACGGAUGCCUUGUCCAUUCGCACUGGACGCGAGGGAAGGAGCUCAGGACCCCAGGACCUUCCAUGCCGUAAGUACAUCCUGCGCAAUUUGCUCCCGUUGCUACAACAAACGCGAAAGCCGACAGGAAAAAUUGCAGGAUCUGACAGUCCUCCCUGUCCUGCAUCUCCUGUAGCCUUGGUAACGUCGGCGAUUGGUAGUCGUAUACAGAAAGGAUUCCCAAAAGCAAGAGUUACGCCGAUAUUUGCCUUUGGUGUUCCCUUCCUGCGGACAUCAGGGCAGGGACCUGAUGCUAUCCAGAUGCACAGUCUGGUACCUCUUAGGCCUUGGGUCCUCUCCCCCCUCAUCCCAACUCUCCUCCUCGACGUCUGCAAUAAUGCAAUGUUGAAAACCUUCGUGCUCGAGGGGAGAGGAGAUCUGAAAAGGGAUGGCCAUGGAGCGAAAGUCAGUUGUGGGCGGGAAGUGGGUGUGGGUGUGGAAAUAGACUACCCUCAGCACCUCUGCAUCACAUUCCUUUCCUUUUCACGCACGGACAGGACGACUGUGACGACGAAGGAGAGCAAGUCCUUUACUACGGAGCACUCCAGACUUGAUGGUGUAGAGUGUUGGCAUUGGGAAGAUCGCACAAUUUGCAAGACGAAUAAUGGGGCACCUCCUCUGCCUGAGGCACCUGCCACGCUGGCCGUCAUGCAUAACGGAAUCUACUCAUGUGGCGGCAUAGGGCAGGCAGAUUUUACCAGUCUCGCAAUGCUGGUGCAUUUGGGAAGAUUGCAGAUACUGGUGGAGGCGCCGCAGGAGGGGCAGGAGGAGGGGCUGGCGGCGGAGAGGAAGUUCGGCUGGGUGAAGGGCGUGCUGGUGCGCUGUCUGCUCAACAUCUGGGGCGUCAUCCUCUUCCUGCGGCUGCCUUGGGUCACGGGGCAGGCCGGCAUACUGGACGGCCUGCUGAUCGUGACCUGCGGGAACGUGGUCACCGUCAUCUCCUCGCUCUCCAUGUCCGCCAUCUCCACCAACGGCCAGAUUAAGGGAGGCGGAACGUACUACAUGAUCAGCCGCUCGCUGGGCCCCGAGUUCGGCGGCGCCAUCGGCCUCAUCUUCUCCGUCGCCAACGCCGUCGCCGCCUCCAUGUACAUCGUGGGCUUCUGCGAGUCCAUCAACGACCUCCUGGCCUCGUUCCACGUCAAAAUCGUCGACGGCGGAGUCAACGACGUGCGGGUGGUCGGCAGCGUCACCCUCGUCGUCCUCUUCGCGAUCUGCGUCAUCGGCAUGGAGUGGGAGGCCAGGGCCCAACUGGUGCUUCUAGUGGUGCUGCUGAUCGCCAUUGUCGACUUCGUGAUCGGAGCCAUCGUGGGGCCCCUUGACGACGAAGAGCUGGCCAAGGGCUUCACCGGCUUCAACACUGACAUUAUGAACGAGCCAUACAGACAAGACGCCCUCGAUCCUUCAGGCAAAUCCCACGACUUCUUCAGCGUCUUCAGCGUCUUCUUCCCCGCCUGCACCGGCAUACUUGCAGGAGCCAACAUAUCCGGGGAUCUCAAGGACCCCUCGGCAGCCAUCCCCAAGGGCACGCUGUUGGCCGUCGUCAUCACCUACAUCUCCUACCUGUUCCUGAUCGUGGUGUCUGGGGGCGUGAUGCUGAGGGACGCGACGGGCAACGUCUCGCAGGUCGCCGACUGGUCCUUCGCCGAGUGCCAGAACGCCACCUGCGAGUACGGCCUGCAGAACAGCUCGCAGGUAAUGGAGCUGGUGGCAGUGGUCGGCCCCCUCAUAUACGCCGGAUGCUUCGCUGCCACGCUUUCAUCUGCUCUGGCAUCGAUCGUGUCAGCUCCCAAGGUCUUCCAGGCUCUCUGCAAGGACAAGCUGUACCCGUACAUCGAGUUCUUCGCCCGCGGCUACGGCAAGAACGACGAGCCCUACAGAGGCUACGUGCUCACCUUCUUCAUCGUCCUCGUCUUCACCCUCAUCGCCCGACUAGACGCCAUCGCGCCCAUCAUCACCAACUUCUUCCUGGCCGCCUACGCCCUCAUCAAUUUCUCCACCUUCCACGCCUCCCUGCAGCGCAUUCCCGGCUGGAGGCCGACGUUCAAGUAUUACAACCUGUGGCUGAGUCUGCUGGGCGGCGUCAUGUGCACGGCCAUCAUGUUCCUGAUUCAGUGGUGGACGGGGCUGCUCACUGUGGCCAUCAUUAUCAUCCUGUAUCUCGUCGUGGCGCACAGGAAACCGGAAGUCAACUGGGGAUCGUCAACCCAGGCCCAGACGUACACCCUCGCCCUGAACUCCGUGGCUUCCCUGGGCCAAGUGGAGGAGCACGUGAAGACCUAUCGACCUCAGAUCCUGGUGCUCUGCGGGGCGCCGUCGGCCAGACCUCCUCUCCUGCACUUCGCCAACUCCAUCACCAAAAACAUGUCUUUGCUCAUCGCCGGGCACUGCCUCAAGGAGCAACAGCCCCACCGCGUGCGCACCCGCCUGACGGCCGACGCGACGAAGUGGCUGGUCCGAGGGAAGAUCCGGGCGUUCUACACCCUGGCUGACGGUCCCUCACAGGAGCAGGCGGCGAGGAACCUCAUGUGCAACGUCGGCCUCGGGAAGCUGCGCCCGAACACCGUCCUCAUGGGCUACAAGGCCAACUGGCAGACGUGUCCACAGGAGGAACUACAGAGCUACUUCAAGACUAUCCACUACGCCUUCGACCUGCACCUCGCCGUUGGCAUCCUGCGCGUGGACGGGGGCCUCGACUACUCCAACCUGACGGAGGUGACCGAGGAGGAGGAGAAGACCCUCGCUGCCUCCACCUCCUAUCCUGCCGCCUCCAACAGCGCCCCCUCGACCUCGGCGCCCCAACAGCCCGAAGGAGGAGAAGUGAGCCUCCACCCCGCCCACCUGCACGAGAAGGAGACGCAGAUCAGCCCCUCUCUUGCGAAAACCCUAACUCACGGGUUACAAAAAUUAACUCAAGUCCUUUCCAAGAGCGACAAAACCCUCCUGACGAAGGUCCUCCUUGCCUCCCCAGCCGCCACCUCCGGCCACCUCACUUCGGUGCCCAGCUACCCAUCGUCGCCUGCUGAGGAGAGGCUUCCUUCGGACACCAUCCUGGGCGUCCUGAAGCUCGCCAAGAAGAAGAAGAGUCCUACGUACAAAGGCCCUAGCGGGGAGGUCGUGGCGCCGCAGGUGGUGGACUCCAUGCUCCGGUUCACGCGCAAGCAGCCGCAGGGAACCAUCGACGUGUGGUGGCUCUAUGACGAUGGCGGACUGACUAUGUUAAUUCCAUACAUCUUGACAACGCGUUCCAACUGGUCCUCGUGCAAACUACGGGUAUUCUGCCUCGCAAACAAAAAGGACGAUCUGGCUUCAGAACACCGGCGGAUGGCUGAAUUAUUAUGUAAAUUCAGGAUCGACUUCACCGACGUCGUGAUGAUCCCAGAUGUCCAGCGAAAGCCACGGGAGGAUUCCUUGAAAGACUUCCAAAACCUUAUCAGCAAUUUCUUGAUAGAUCCUGACGAAGAGACCCCGGAACCGGCCCAGGGCAUCACCGAGACGGAGCUUCUGGCGCUGAAGGACAAGACCAACAGACACAUCCGCCUUCGGGAGCUCCUGCUCGAACACUCCGGCGAGGCUUCGUUCAUAGUCAUGACGCUCCCGAUGCCUGUCGUAGGAACGGUGUCCGCGUGGCUGUACAUGGCCUGGCUGGAGACGCUGACCCGCCAGAUGCCGCCCUUCCUCCUCCUGAGGGGAAACCAGUCCUCGGUGCUCACCUUCUACUCCUGA